AUGAACAGAUCCGAUACAACUGAGUAUGGUAAAGAAAACACAAGUCCAUAAAGGAACUGGGAACAGAGACAUUUCUGAUUUCAUGAUUUCUCAUUCAGAUUGAAUUAAUGUUGGUCUUUGGGCAUUUAAAGGUGUUCGGAGAAUAGGGAAAUUUCUGCACAAUGGAUGAGACAGAGGACCCUGAAUUCAGAUUAUGAAAUCUUUGAUUUUAAGCCAUGUUUCCAUGGUUACAGGGACGUUUCUAUAGACAUACGGUGAUGCUACUGACAUUACUUAUGUUAUAUUUAUGUGGAACAUCAGAACAAAGCAGUUUAUUGUACGUGGACUCUGGUUGUAAUAAUUCACAAGCACAGAAAGUACAAGUUGACUACUCGAGUACGGUCAUUGACCACGAGUACAUUGUCUCAUUCAAUGGAUACUAUAAACCUCAGGCCAGGAAACGAUUCUUGACAGCUGCUCUUCACGAUUCUGGAGUUUUGUCAUGGAAGAUCUUACCCAGAGAUAAUUUGGCCUAUGAUUACCCUAGUGAUUUUGAUGUUGUGAAGCUGAAUGAUGGUAGACUUGAUGGCAUUGCAGCCUUGGAGAGCCAUCCUAUUGUCAAGAGGAUAACCCCGCAUAAGAAAUUGUCAAGGUCACUUAAGUUUGUCAAAGAUGUGGAACAAAGUGAGAUGGAAGAUAAAGAGUGUAAUGAGACCUCAUCAAAUAUCUGUCCUCAAACAUUUCAUUCCUCAAGAUCCCACAACCGCAGAAGUCUCUCCCUGGGUGCUACAUACUGGCAUUCACCUGCAAGAUUUAAAGGGAGACGACUCUUAAGGGCUGUUCCUAAACAGAUUGUCAGUGCUCUACAAGCCGAGAUCCUUUGGAACAUGGGAUUCACAGGGGCUGGUGUGAAAGUUGCAAUAUUUGAUACCGGUCUUUCGGAAGACCAUCCACACUUCAAAAGGGGUAGAAUCAAAGACAGAACAAACUGGACCAAUGAAAAGACCCUAGAUGAUGGUUUGGGACACGGCACAUUUGUGGCUGGAGUGAUUGCAAGUUACAAGGACUGCCUGGGCUUUGCUCCAGAUGCAGACAUCCACGUCUACAGGGUCUUCACCAACAAUCAGGUAUCCUACACAUCGUGGUUCCUGGAUGCUUUUAAUUAUGCCAUCCUGAAGAAAAUCAAUGUGCUGAAUCUUAGCAUUGGGGGACCAGACUUCAUGGACCAUCCUUUUGUUGACAAGGUUUGGGAACUCACAGCCAACAAAGUCAUCAUGAUUUCUGCAAUUGGGAAUGAUGGUCCCUUGUAUGGGACACUGAACAACCCGGCAGACCAGAUGGAUGUUAUUGGAGUGGGAGGGAUCAACUUUGAUAACCAGAUUGCCAGGUUCUCCUCCAGAGGAAUGACUACAUGGGAGCUUCCUCAUGGUUAUGGAAGACUAAAACCAGACAUUGUUACGUACGGAUCAGCUGUCCGAGGGUCAGCCCUCAAGGGAGGCUGUAGAUCCCUUUCUGGAACCAGUGUUGCGUCCCCUGUGGUUGCUGGUGCUGUGACUCUCCUGUACAGUGCUGUGUUAGACAGAGCCAAAACUAUUAACCCAGCCAGCAUGAAGCAGGCUCUCAUGGCUUCCGCUAGAAGGUUACCAGAGGUCAAUAUGUUCGAGCAGGGUCAUGGCAAGCUAGAUUUGAUCAGAGCUUAUCAAACUCUCAGAACCUACAAACCACAGGCUAGUUUGAGUCCAAGUUACAUUGACCUCACAGAAUGUCCGUACAUGUGGCCAUACUGUUCUCAACCAGUCUACUAUGGAGCCAUGCCUGUCAUAAUUAAUGUAACAAUUCUAAAUGGAAUGGGAGUAUCAGGGAGAAUUUUGGACAAACCCCGUUGGGAACCGUACAUUCCUCACCAUGGUAACUACAUAGACGUGGCGUUCUCCUACUCUAAGACACUGUGGCCGUGGUCCGGAUACUUAGCCGUCUCCAUUUCUGUUGCCAAGUUGGGGGCAUCAUACGAGGGCAUUGCUCAAGGGCAGAUCACCCUGACUGUAGAAUCGCCCCCGGAGGGCGAAGAAAAAACUCCACGUCAGACAAUCUUAAAGCUACCUAUUAAAGUUCAGAUUAUUUCAACUCCUCCUAGAAGUAAGAGGGUGUUGUGGGACCAGUACCACAAUCUGAGGUAUCCACCGGGCUACUUCCCCAGAGACAACCUCAGGAUGAAAAAUGAUCCUUUAGACUGGAAUGGCGACCAUAUUCACACAAAUUUUAAAGAGAUGUACCACCAUCUCAGAACCGCUGGUUAUUUUGUCGAAGUCAUGGGUUCCCCAUUGACCUGCUUUGAUGCCAGUCAGUAUGGUACCCUCCUGAUUGUGGAUGCAGAAGAAGAGUAUUUCCCAGAGGAGGUGACCAAACUGAAGCGGGACAUCGAUAAUGGUUUGUCAGUUAUCAUCUUUGCUGACUGGUACAAUGUCACAGUGAUGAGAAAAGUCAAGUUCUAUGAUGAAAAUACAAGACAGUGGUGGAUGCCAGACACAGGCGGGGUAAAUAUCCCGGCCAUGAAUGAUCUCUUGGCCCCUUUGGGCAUGGCAUUUAGUGAUAAAGUUUAUGAAGGGGAUUUUACUUUGGGUGACCAUGAUAUGUAUUAUGCAUCAGGAACAAGUCUGGCUAAGUUUCCUGAUGAUGGCAUUAUAGUAACCCAGACUCUCAAAGACCAAGGUCAUGAGGUGCUGAAGGGAUCGUCUGUUACAAAGGAGAAUGUUCCUAUUUUGGGCCUCUAUCAGACAAUGACGCAGCCCAGUGGUGGCCGGGUGGCCCUGUACGGAGAUUCCAACUGCCUGGAUAACAGUCAUAUGCAGAAAGAUUGUUUCUGGAUGUUGAGUGCCAUCCUGGAGUAUACAGCCUACAAUAACCUGGUACAGCUGUUCUCAAAUCAAGACAAAGUGGUCCUGCCUCCAGUUGACUUGCCUAAUAGAAUGGAAGGCAAUCAUUUACACAGAUACUCAAAAGUGAUUGAAGGUCAUCUUGGUACAGCAAGGUCAAGAAUUUUACCAACAUGUCCAAGAGUCAUCUAUGCACCAAGUCACCCGAUUAACAAAUCGGCUCCAUCGAAUCUUUUCCAACAGCAGAAGCUGCUCUCCGUUGGACUAGACGAGUCUUUGCCACUGGAUAGGCAAUCUGUGGAGGAUUUAAUUGAAUCAAUGGAAACCAAGGAAAAAAUUGACCAUGGUGCGGAACCUCACAUACAGGGGGGAGGAGUUAUGCAAGACAUUGACUCCAAUAGUGUGUUCCCAGUGUUAGCCUUUAUAGGCACAGGGCUUGUACUGUUGUUUCUGCUCAAUCAAUACUACAGAGGGCGCUCUAAGCCACGUAGGAAGAGGCCACGAUUAAAAAAGAUUCACACAUUGUUAUACGGUACCAAGGGACCCAGUGUUUGACACAAGUUAUUCCUAGUUGCCAAAAAUAUUAAAGGAUCCAGUAACAACGUUUGAAUUGUCCCUUUCUUCCUCGUCAAAAGAAAUAAAAACUAACAGUAAAUAUGCAAUGCCUAUUUGUGAUAUUGAUAUUAUUGAUAAUUGAAUGAAAUGUAUUUUUUUUUAUUGUUUUUUUUAUGAUCAGGAAAAACUCAUUUUGAUAAUGAAUGUCAAAAAGUAAUCUUGUUAUAAUCAUUAAAUUCCAUUCCUUUGUGUAAAUGUUUGUACAGGUUGGUAUAUUUAUGUCAUUCCGCUUUAAAAGAUAUAUGUAAUGAGUGAAAAUAGUCCAUAGAAGUGAGAUUGGAGGAAUAAUGUUUGUUAUAAUGAGUGAUGAUGAAAACUAGUCCAAUAUCAUUAAUCAUGACUAAGGAUAAAUGUCCCUUUACCCUGAAAACUGUAGCAUUGAGGUCUCUUUGAUAGACAAAAUAAAAUUUCAAGCAAUAUUUGAUGUUUUGCACAAGUUUCAUCAGCUACAUGUACUUAUGAUUAUAUUUGUGAAAGAAACCAAAGAUUCAAUUUCUUUUUGUCAAAGUAGAAUAUGAAAUCCACACAGCAAUUGACGAUACAGAUAAGAAACUUGUUUAUAAGGAUACAGGUGACUGAGGAUACCAUACAAGUUGUUUUCAGAUAUAUACAUUUUAAAAAUGUAUAUUUAUAGUGUUAUAACGAGUUUUAUUAAAGCAUUCAUUUUUCAUAGGACAGGUACACAUGUACAACAUAAUGGCCAUACAUUUUUAUUUAUUUUUAAUUGGUACAACAUAAUGGCCAUACAUUUUUAUUUAUUUAUUUUUAAUUGGUACAUAGGUUAUCACACAAUGUCCAGAAUGUGGUGAGACAGUGGUGUGUUUAUAUAUGUGUCUGAUGUGUUGUUUUACUGUAGACGUUUGAUUUAGGAGGCAAUGUAGCUAGUUUAUACAUGUGUUCUUGUGUGCAAGCUAGGUGUGUAUCAAUAAGUUUUAACUUAUUAACAUUUCCAAGUACAAACAUGUUUUUGGAUUUUGUUUAUUGUCUCAUAUUUUGUACAUCUUUAAUAGUCUGCAAUACAUGUGCAUAAUAAAGUACAUUUUUGUGUAAAUGAUGAUUUCCUAAAGGACCUUUACUGUAUUUAUUUGAGAAAAUCCCACCUCUAAACUCCAUGUACACAACAUGUAUACGUAGCAUCAUGGUAAAGCUCUGUAUUAGAGUAGUAAUUUACAUAUAUUUUUAAAUUUUUAUAAUUCCUCCACAAGAAUAGAAUACAUGUACAUGCAUGAUUAAAAUGUAUUUCUUGACAUUCGCAAUUGUACCGAGAUAAAUGAAGGAAUUUUUGUGAUCUACAAAUAUAUUGUGGUACAAACAUCUCAGAUGUAAUGAUUUACAAUUUUCUAGUGUAUAUGUAGUUUUAAGUUUUUACCAUUUGAUUGGUUGUUUUGUGACAUAAUUUGAAUUUUAAAUCUUAAAGAAGUUGCAGAGUUUAUUUACAAAAAGGCACUUAAGUAGUGCCACACAUCUGCCACACCCAAAUCAUUUUAAACGAGAACAAGACUCAUCUUUUCCAAAGUCUCUUCAUGUCCAUUGAUAAUUAAGAAAUAAAUUUUGAUUUUUAAAAUUUACAUGAACUGGGAUGCUUUACACCAUCAUACUUUGUGAAGCAUGUUAAAAAUGAAAUUCAUUUUUUAUAUUUACAUUUUACUUUCAUUUCCAUUGAAAUUCCCAACCUUUUAAUAGAUAAGUUGUAUUGUAUUUUAAAGAUUCAUAUGCACAUUGUUCACAUUCAUGAGGAAAUGGCUAUCAUUAUGUUCCCCAAACAAAGUUUGGGAACAUAUUGUUUUUACUCUGUUUCUUCUUCUUAUUAUUUUUUCAAUUGGUAUUGAAGGCAAAAACAUUGGAAAUGUAAAUAUAGACACAUGAAUGAUAUAUAAGCUCUGAAUGCUCAUAACUUCAUUGGUAGGGGUAAUUAUAAAAAUGAAAGUUGUAAUUCAGAGUGAAUAGGGAAUGUCAUGCUUCAUCUCACUCAUCCCUCCCCCACCCCCAUCGAUUAAGCCAUUUGAUGCAAUGAAAAUAAAGUAUUUUUGAAAAUUUUCA
Molecule: messenger RNA, 5507 nt
Organism: Ostrea edulis (European flat oyster)
Lineage: Eukaryota; Metazoa; Mollusca; Bivalvia; Ostreida; Ostreidae
Product: membrane-bound transcription factor site-1 protease-like
Exons: 29
Coding region: 216-3407 (1063 amino acids)
Biological process (GO): proteolysis
Cellular component (GO): Golgi apparatus
Molecular function (GO): serine-type endopeptidase activity
Source: RefSeq, a predicted model, not a curated record